AACUUUUACGUAUGACUUUAUAAAUAGUCCUCUACACGACUCUCAUCUUAAUCGCACCGAGGCUUGUGUGUGAUCUGCAUCUGUACUCGAUCUAUCUCCUCCACGCCGGCCGUAGUGCUUUCUGUCGGUCACGGGACGCGGCUAGCUCCCCGGCCAUGGCUGUCCGCGACGAGCCGCUGCAUAUCCUCUUCUUCCCGUUCCUGGCGUCCGGCCACCUCAUCCCUAUCGCCGACAUGGCCGCGCUCUUCGCCGGCCGCGGCGUCAGGUGCACCAUCCUCACCACGCCCGUCAACGCCGCUAUCAUCCGCUCUGCCGUCGACCGGGCCAACGACGCCUUCGCCGGCACUGGCUCCCCGGCCAUCGACAUCGCCGUCGUGCCCUUCCCAGACGUCGGGCUCCCGCCGGGCGUCGAGAACGGCACGGCCCUCGCGUCCCAGGACGACCGCGACAAGUUCUACCAAGCGGUCAGGCUUCUCCGGGAGCCCUUCGACCGGUUCCUGGCCGACCACCGCACCGACGCCGUCGUGUCCGACAGCUUCUUCGACUGGUCCGUCGACGCCGCCGCGGAGCGCGGCGUCCCGCGCAUCGCGUUCCUCGGCAGCAGCAUGUUCGCGCGCGCCUGCAGCGACAGCAUGCUGCGGCACAACCCGCUGGAGAACGCCCCCGACGACCCCGACGCCCUCGUUUUGCUGCCGGAGCUGCCGCACCGCGUCGAGCUGAGGCGGAGCCAGAUGCUGGACCCGGCGAAGAGGCCGUGGCACUGGGAAAUCUUCAAAAGCAUGAACGCCGCCGACCAGAGGAGCUUCGGCGAGGUGUUCAACAGCUUCCACGACCUCGAGCGGGACUAUGUCGAGCACUUCCAAAAGACGCUCGGCCGGCGCGUGUGGCUCGUCGGGCCGGUGGCCCUCGCCAGCAAGGACAUGGCUGUGAGAGGCACCGAUGUGCCCUCGCCGGACGCGAGCAGCUGUCUCCGGUGGCUGGACGCCAAGCC
This is a messenger RNA of Triticum urartu, 991 nucleotides long. Its product is annotated as scopoletin glucosyltransferase. Lineage: Eukaryota; Viridiplantae; Streptophyta; Magnoliopsida; Poales; Poaceae. Gene Ontology annotation, molecular function: UDP-glucosyltransferase activity. The record is from RefSeq and is a predicted model, not a curated record.